UUUAUAAUCAUUAAUCAUUAUUAAUAUUUUUCUCUUUUUUUACGAUUUUAUAUUUAUAAUACUUCAUUAGAAAAAAUAUUCUGGAAAGUAUAAUAGAUUUUAUAAAAGUAACAUUUUAAAAAUAAUGGUUUAAAUACAAAUGAAACACUUUGAUGAAGUAGAAUGUAAGUUCGAAGUAAGGUGUAUAAAGGUGGAAGAGAUAGAUGGGAUUCCAGAGUGGAUCUACAAGGAAGUAGGCUGGACUACUAAUGAUUGCACAUUUCUCAAGAUAUGCUACGAUAUAGAUCCCAAGGGUUGGUUUGUGGCUGUCACCUCGAAUGAAGACAUCAUUGGAACCUUGUUGAGUGCCAACUUAAACGAUAAAUAUUCGUUCGCUGGCUUGUUCGUAGUCUCUAAGAAGCACAGAUUCCGAGGAGUAGGAAAGAAACUAUUAGACAAUAUGUUUAAACACGUUGCUCAUAGAUGUUUGGGCAUCAAUUCCGUCGAAGAAAGAGUCUCCUCAAAUCUUAAAAUGGGAAUGACUCAACCAUUAUUUAAAAUUUCCAUAUUCAAAGGAUCUUUAAUACGCAACUGUCCGAUACUUGAUUCUUCAACAAAAUAUGCAUCCAUUGAUGAUCUUACAUCAUUACCUAUUACAAUUAAUGGAAUGACGUGUAAUCAGUGCAAUAUUAAAAAGCAGGACCACCUCCGGAAUAUUUAUGGGACAAACCUAGAGUUAGAGAUAAAGGAAACCACCGAAAAAAAUCAUUUCUGCAGAUGCCUGAGCACUAGGAAUACUGGUUUCACAAAAUAUAUAGAUAGCAUGGCAAUACCAAGAAAUGAAGAUAGUUAUUUGAAAUUUAUGGAUGGCAUGGAUAUCGAUUUAAAAAGCCUAUAUGAUUACGAUAAGGCGAUUCACGGUGGGGUGACUAGAGAAAUUUUUUUGAAGGCCAUUAUACAGUUAUCUGUGAAGAAUGACCCGGCAUACAAAGUAAAAUGUAUAGUAGCAGUUAAAAGCACUGAAACGAUGGCAAACGAAUCGCAAGCUUCAUCUGCGCAGAUAUGCGGUUACGGAAUUAUACGCCCUAGAUGGAUGCCAACUUCAGCCAAUCAUGAAAUGGUUACUUCCCCUUGCACCAAUGAUUCGAUUCAUCUAACUUCUGAGCGUUUCAUGAUUAUAGGCCCGUUAUACGCCGAUAGUUCAAAUAUUGCCAACAAAUUAUUAAAAGCUCUCCUAGACUCGGUCCCAUCCGAAUGGUCCAUUAAUGUUGAGUUAACCGUUCCUUUCAGGGCAAAUGACGGAUUUGCCUGUAAUUCUCACGAUUCAUCCCUCAAUCCAAAUUUCUUGUAUGUGGCUGCUACCAAAGCGUUAGGACUUACUAAAGGAACAGAUUGUUACAGAAUGUAUAAAAACGAUAUUCUGGAAACAGUGAACAUGUGCGAAGAGAAUCUUGAAGAAAGUGAACCUAUAAAAAAUAAUAAUGAAUAUGCUAACGGAAAACUAAAUCUUGUUCCUAUGCCUAACAUUUUAAUGGAAAAGGUUUAUUCUUUUGUGAGCUCGGAUUGUUUCUUAAUUUGAACAACUCCGAUCUAAUAGUUUUUAGCAGAAUAUAUUACUAAAAUGCCUUUAAUAGCUAUUUAAAAUAUAAAUUAAAUAUUUUAAAUUAAAUGACAAUUUGAAAUUCGUUUAAAAUAUGAAUAAAUUUAAUCCUAAAAGAUAUUAAAGUUUAUAUUUAUAUAUAAUAUAUAACUUUUAAUGAUUUUUAAUUUAUUUAACUAUUAUAAUAACCUUAAUAAUUUAAUAGGCCUAUGAAAUAAAAAAAAUCUAAAAUAAAUUACUAAAUGGUUACUUAUAGUUAUAUAAUAUUAAAUAAUAAAUAUUACAACAGAAAUAUCGGCGGAUUACAAAAAUUUAAAUGUGAUAAGGGAAACAGCUCAUUAAAAAUAACCCUUUUUUAAAAAAUUUGGAUUAAUAUUAAAUUAAUAUUUUUUAUUUUUAGAAAUAUAAGAUGAUUUUUAAAAAUUGAACAAGCGUAAAACACACGUAUUCUUUAAAUAAGAAACACGUUCACAUCAAAGUUCGUCAAAAUUAAAGCGAACGCCGUUCAUGAAUUUAAAAAAAACUUUGUCCGCGUUCGUUUAUAACAUUAUAAUCUCAACAUGUAUGUGAUAAGCUAAUCUACGUUGAUAUACAAUCCCGAAUGUUAAAUUUUUUAAAUAAGUCUCUUAAAUGAAAUAAUUAACCUUUACUCUGGAGGUAGUGUUCUUGUUGACUCAAAGGGACGGCAUAGCCUACACUGCCGUUCAUGCAAAGGCGCAUCUCUAGACACAAUCAAUGCAAUUCCAUUAUUCAACGCGCCCCUUAUUCCCAAAUUCCAUUAAUCCUCAGACCUCUCGGUCAUAUAAGAUGUUGGAAAACAUCCAGUUGGCAUAACCCAAAUUCUUUGGAAAAGGGGUCCUAAAUUGUUAUUUUAACAUCUUCUCAAAGAGCUGUCCAAAAUAAAUAAAUAUUCGGAAAUAUCCAAAAAACACUACACAAUAUUUGGUGGUCGAGCCUUAUCCAUAAAAUUAUCGAUUAACCCGAAAGAUUUUUCUUAACUUAGGCAAAGGCUUUAUCGUCAUACAUAAAUCUAAUAGUUUCAUUGAAGCCUCCUUGGACCAACCUAACUUUUUUAAACAUAUUUAUAUAUCGUUAAUAUUUUAUUUUUUUUAAAUCUUUUAUGUAUAAUGUAUUUAAAUUAUUACAUGUUUUGAUUCGAGUUAAUAAAGAUAUAAUAUCAAACAAAA
Molecule: messenger RNA, 2766 nt
Organism: Gordionus sp. m RMFG-2023
Lineage: Eukaryota; Metazoa; Nematomorpha; Gordioida; Chordodea; Parachordodidae
Exons: 6
Coding region: 140-1558 (472 amino acids)
Molecular function (GO): acyltransferase activity, transferring groups other than amino-acyl groups
Source: RefSeq, a predicted model, not a curated record